AUGAAACCAAUCGAAUUGGCUCUUUCUACAAAAGUUCCUAUCAAUAAUUGGUCCAAAGAGCAAAUCAAAGAGAUCUACGAUACUCCGUUGAUGGAGUUAGUAUUUCAGUCACAGUUACAACAUAGAAAGCACCAUAACCCUGCUGAAGUUCAAUUGUGUACUUUGUUGUCUAUUAAAACUGGGGGGUGUACCGAAGAUUGUAAGUAUUGUGCCCAGUCUUCACGUUACGACACUGGAACAAAGGCUGAAAAGCUUAUCAAGAUAGAAGAAGUCAUGGAAAAAGCUCGCAUUGCUAAAAUGAAUGGCUCUACCAGAUUUUGCAUGGGUGCAGCAUGGAGGGACAUGGCUGGCCGCAAGUCUGGUUUGAAGAAAAUUGGAGAAAUGGUCAAAAGAAUCAACGAUGAUCUUGAAAUGGAAACAUGUGUCACUUUGGGAAUGGUAGAUGAAAAACAAGCUGAAGAAUUGGCUCGCUCUGGAUUGACAGCUUAUAAUCAUAAUAUCGACACUUCAAGAGAACACUAUCCAAGUGUGAUUUCUACGAGAACAUUCGAUGACAGAUUGCAAACUAUCAAGAACGUACAAAAAGCUGGUAUCAAGGCUUGUACUGGAGGUAUUCUUGGUUUAGGUGAAACACCAGAUGAUCAUAUUUCUUUCUUACAUACUCUAGCAACCAUGGAGUACCAUCCAGAAUCAUUACCUAUCAACAGAUUGGUGCCCAUCAAAGGAACUCCAAUGGAAAAGGAGAUUUCUGAAUUGCCUGGAGAUUCUAUCAGAAAGUUGAAGUUUGAGCUGAUCUUGAAGACGAUUGCUACUGCGAGAUUAAUUAUGCCUCAUUCGAUCAUCAGAUUGGCAGCUGGCCGUUAUACCAUGAAAGAACACGAACAGUUCCUUUGCUUUAUGAGUGGCUGCAAUGCCAUUUUCACAGGUGAAAAGAUGUUGACAACCAUGUGCAAUGGAUGGGACGAAGACAUCGAGAUGUUGAAGAAGUGGGGAUUGCGACCAAUGAAGAGUUUCAGAAAGGAGAAGCUUGACAAUGCUGUUAUAAAUGAAGAGGACAAAUCUUCGACUAUCUCGUUUCAUACAUAA
Molecule: messenger RNA, 1086 nt
Organism: Scheffersomyces stipitis CBS 6054
Lineage: Eukaryota; Fungi; Ascomycota; Pichiomycetes; Serinales; Debaryomycetaceae
Gene: BIO2
Product: biotin synthase
Exons: 1
Coding region: 1-1086 (361 amino acids)
Biological process (GO): biotin biosynthetic process
Cellular component (GO): mitochondrion
Molecular function (GO): biotin synthase activity; 2 iron, 2 sulfur cluster binding
Source: RefSeq, a predicted model, not a curated record